AUGGCCGAUUGACAACACAUUGAAAAUUGAGAAGUUAAAAUUGUUGCAGUUUUGGCUUUUUGUACAAAGAUAUAUAUAAUGGCGACUCGAAGCUUAACAGAAGUUUUUAUUUUGAUGAGAAAUAAUGCACUGCAAAGUCGUAAUAUCUUCUCAGACCAAAUAUCCGACGACAGAAUGGGUUUGAUGUCAAAUGUCAAUCUAGAUCUAGAGGCGGGUACAGUUAACACACGAUCAAACAGACUGCCACCAGAAUGGGUUGACGGUGUGGAAGAAAUCCAGUAUGAAAUGACGAGAAUCAAAUUAAAAAUGAAGGAGCUUGCAGCUUUACAUGACAAACAUUUAACACGUCCAGCAUUUGAUGACAGUAUUGAUGAGGAACAUGCUAUAGAAAUACAGACACAAGAAAUUACACAAAUGUUUUCUCAUUGUCAAAGACUAAUACAGCAGAUAACAGCUCGGAGUAGACGAGGAACAGAUCAGGAACUACUACUCUCGCAGAACAUGGUUAUGUCCCUUGUUAGAUCUAUACAGGAAAUGUCAAAUAAUUUUAGAAAAAGUCAAUCUACAUACUUAAAAAAAUUACGGAGUCGGGAAGAAAGAUCUCAGUUUUUUGACGCAAAUAUAGGUCCAGAUUCUGGAGCACUUCAAGAAGAUGACAUGUAUGCAAGUUAUGAUAGAGGCUUUUCCUCCGAACAGAUGCAGUUAGUGGAAAACAAUACAGAGGUAGUGAAUCAAAGAGACAAAGAGAUUGCCCACAUUGUACGUUCUAUACAGGAUCUGAAUGAAAUAUUCAAGGAUCUUUCACAGAUGGUUGUUGAUCAGGGAACAAUACUGGACAGAAUAGACUAUAAUAUAGAACAUGCCUCAGUACAGGUAGAAAAAGGACUGCAACAAUUACAAAAAGCUGAAAAAUACCAAAAGAAAAAUAGGAAAAUGCAUAUAAUUUUAAUUUUAGCAUUAUUGAUUAUAAUUCUUAUAAUAAUACUUAUAGCAACAAAAAGCUAGUAGUUAGUGAAUAUAAAGAAAAUAUGUUUAUUUAUGGAUCAAUUACUCCUGUAUAUUUCGUACUUUUAUUAGCUGUUAUUUUUUACAGCAAAAUGGCCUCAUUUAAUGCCUUUAUUCUGUGAUUAUCCGCAAGGCCAAAAGGGAUUUGAAUAGUUCUUUAAAGGGGCAGGCCUCCAGAUUAAUUAAACAAAAAAGAAACUUAGAAAUAUUGAGUACAAAUAUUUAUUAAGUUAGUGACCUAUACAGUAUUUACUUAUUAAAACACUAGUUUUGGUACUAAAAUAUAUAGAACUCUCAACUACUUAACUCAUUUUAAUGUAAAAUACCAUCUAUUGCCUUAUUAAUGUCCCCAGGAUGUUAAAGUGUUGCAGAAGGUUUGGUGCUGUUUGGUGUAUUAAGGCUCUUAAUUUUUUUGUGUGUGCAAAAUACUGGAUGGGGGAGGAGCAUUAAUGAGGGGGAGGGUGUUAAUUAGGGAACAUACGGUAGAUUAAAUUUAGAUUUAUUUCGUGUCAUACUGCUACAUUUGUAAAUUGCUAAAUUAUCGAUAUAAAUAAUUCCUGUUUUAUGAUUUUUUAAUCCUAAAGUAACCUUGUAUAUGCUGAUAUUUGUUUUCAAGAUAUGGAUAUUUUGUUGUACCUUUAGAGGCAUGCCCCUUUAAUUAGUAAAUGCAAAGAUAGGGUUCCCAUUUUUAUGAAAUCAGGGUCUGCAGAGAAAAAAGAAAUUCUGUUUGUGAAGUGUGAUAUGUAUUAAAUUAUUAUGAUCAUAAACCAGUUUGGGGUAAAUAGAUGCACAAAAAGCCUCACUUGUAAAGGCAUCUUAGAAAUCUGUAUGAUAAUGCAAUGUUUUUGAGAAGUGGAAAAAUAAUUAUUGCAAAGGUUUAUAUGCAUAUUUAUUAAAAUAUGAUUGUGUAGUCUAACUAAAUUUUAAAAUUACUUUCCAUAGUUAAAUCAAAAGAGUGGUUAUUUUAUGGAAUUUUGAUCUAGUUUUGUAGCCCUCAGCCCUCACACACCCCACAACCCCAUGGUUUGCGAUAAAUGUGCAAUACUUAGGUUGUUGUAGCAAAAUCUACUUAAAUAUUGUAGUACAUGAUAUUAUAUUAUGAUAAAUUAUUCAAAAUGUUGUUUAGUCAGACAAAGUGUUCAGUAUAGUGUAAUGUCAAGAUAACUUCAGUGUAAGUGAAUAGUUACAAAAUGUGUGUUGGUGGAAGGAAACAUGUCAUACCUACAGCUGCUGUGUCAUGAUUCCAAAAGAAAGUGCCACGUUUCAGGACCACAAGAAUUAAGAUGCCAUAUUUCAGAAUCAAAAGCAUCAAAGUGGUUGGAUUUAUUGGAUUCAGGAGAAAGGUUUGUGGUAUUACUAUAUGACAUUCUAGACUAAGUAUGUAUAUUUCGCUUUGAAGAGUGCUAUAUUUCACAUAAAUUUUAUAUUGAAAAUGAGACAAACUGACAAAUGCAAUGGUAAAAAUGCUCAGUUUUAUCACCUCAGGUGUUAAAGGGCUAUUCAUCCAGGUGUCAAACUAUUUGAAAUACAUGUACAUAGAAAUUCUAUUUGUCUGUAGAUAAAAAGGUAGAAACAGUGGGCUUCAAUGAGUUUUAUUCAGCUUUUAUUGAAAAGAAAACUUCAGUAGGCUUAAAAAUGCAGAAAACCUAUCUAUUGCAUCAGUGGCACAGUGAACAUUGGAAAUUUAACCAGCAGAAAAUUAAAAUUGCAUAAUGCUUUUUUGAUAAUCGUAACCUAAUGUAAAUAGUUCAGAUUUUAACACCAGGGGGUCUUAAUUAAACCAUUUUAAUUACAUACUGGUAGAUAAAAUCUGUAGAUACAAUGGCUUUGUGCAGAGGCAAUUUAUUGCCAACAGUUAAUUAAAAUAGCCUAAAUGUUCCUGUGAUUUUAAUGUUUGUAAAACAAAGUGUAUUUGCUGUGAUCUGAAAUGUAGUUAAUGUAAGAGAGGCCCAGUUGUUCGAAACUUUAACAGUUGAUUAAGCUUAAAGUAAUAUUGCAACAUUUUAGAAAACUUAGAAAAACAAAUGUAUGACUUAAGGAUUAUGAACACUAAAAUGUCUUUACAGUAAAAUUCAAACAUCGUUCUAGUGUUUCCCACCGAGACUAGUAUUUUGAAUCAAACUUUAACAGGCGAUUAGUUUAACAGUCUGUUAAAGUUUCGAACAACUGGACAGAUACAGAUAGAUUAUUUCUUACCUAUUCAUGAAAGCAAAGCUUUAAGUAAACAUUCCUUGUGUAAUACAUGUACAUGUAUUUGGAAAAAGUCAUUUAUAUAUGCAUCAUGAAAUGAUGAGAAAAUAAAUAUUUUUCAUGAACAUAACAACACAUUUUAAAUUUCUGGCAGAAAAUAAAUGAACUUUAAAUUUGACAAUGAAAUUAUGAAGUUGUAAGUUAAGGAUUGUGAUUAAUGUAUUUUAUCAGACACUUAAUUACUUUUGUAUUACCUCCCAUAUGAUUCUAGUAUUUACAAUGGUUACACAUGGCUACCCCUAUAUUUCUUGGGAAAGUCAGUAGAUUUUCAUGUCAGUCUAUGCUAAAAAUAAGUGGUCGAUAAAAAAAUCAAUUAUAGGGUUUGUUAGUGACCAUUCGUGGAAAUAUGUGGAAUCAGUACGAUAAAUAUGGGUGAGGCAUUUUUCCCCAUUUAUCAUACUGACCCAACAUAUUUCCAUAGAGGGUCAGGAACAAACCCAAAAAUUAAUGUUAUUGAGCAUAUAGUUACUGUAGAGUGAUUAAUUAUCACACAGACUUUAUAUAGGGAUUUCAUGCUUAGCAAACCUCAUUUUUUGUGUUAAGAAUUCACGAAACAGAAGUGUUUUUAAGACAUGACGAUGAAUAUUGUUCACCAUAUUCGGGAGCAGCAUUAUUUGCAAAUAUUUAUAGUGAAAUUAAAAACACUGCGAACAUUACCAAUCUUCAGUAGUUGAACGGCCUAUUUUUAGCUCUACUAUUCCAAGAAUCAUUACUUUUUUCAGGUUUUAGGUAUCUUGUAUAUGUAAUAGACAUUACUUACACUAGGAUUCGCAUUGAAGUCGGUAUAUAGGGAUAUAACAUGAUAUUCUUUGUAUUUAUAGUAAAAUCAAAUUGAUUCUACAAACUGUCUGUAUUAAAAUGGUAUAAAUAAUAAGAUUCCUAUAUAUUUUGCUAAGUUAUGGCAUUCAGAUGGAUCUUACCACAUUGAAGUCAUAGAAAUGUUGACAUUCACACAGGUUUUAUAGUGUUAUGACAUUAAUGUGAAACUUACAUCAAAAUAUUAAAAUGCAACAUUUCUUUGAAUCUUUGCCGCAUUCAAAUUAUGACAUUCAUGUGAAAUUUACAACAUUUUAGUGGGAAAAACAUUCGAUUUUUACCACAUUAGAAUGGUAGAAACUAGUACAUCAGUAUGGACUUUACCACAUUUAAAUGAUUGAAAUAAAGGCCUUGGAAUGGAUGUUACCACAUUGAACUGGUAAUUUGUUAGAAAUCAUGACAUUGAUAUGGAUCUUGCCUCAUCAAAUUGGAAAAAAAAUACGAUAUUGAUAUCGAUUUUAAUACCUUGAAAUGGUACAAAUGCUGACAUCCAGAUGGAUUAAAUAAUAAUAUCAGUAUAGAUGUUACCACAUUAAGACAGUAAAAGUUAUUCUUACCACAAUGAAAUGGUAGGAUUUAAUACAUACAGAUAGAUGUCUUAAUAUUAAAAAUCAGUUUUUCAACACUUAGGACUUUGACUACCUCAGUAUAAUGGAAGGUAUUCUUACAACAUUCAAAUUUUGUGUUGUUUUUUUUUUUUUAGUAUAAAUAAUAUGUGACAUUCUUACCUUUAGUAAAUGUUUUUUUUUAUCUUUCAUUGUGUUCAGCAGAAACAAAUCUGAUGCAGUGACAUUAUUGACAAAUAUGUAGUUGUAACUAAAAAAAUCUUAACUAUGAAACUGGUUAAAAUUAGCUUAUGGGGAAAAAACUGGUAUAAUACCUGUUUAAAUAAAAUAAUUACAAUUUUAUUCCAUCAUUAUUAUUGGUAUAUUGUCGUAUUACAUGUGCAUUACUAAUCUCACCUGAAUGUCAUUGUCUCACUACUGUGAAAUCAUUAAUGUUCGUUGGGGACUAAUUUUUGUUGAUUUUGUGGUUGAGUCAAUCCACGAAAUUUAAUCCCAACACACAAGUAAAACUCCCAUUCAAUGAAUGUUCAGAAGUUUUUAAUCCACAAAUUCACAUCCCCACAAAAUUGCCGUUUUGACCAAAACCACGAAAUUUCAUGCCCACGAAAUUAAUUGAUUUUACAGUAUAUCUAGAGUAUAAUUAUAAUGGUUAUAACAUGAGGCAGUUCCAGUUGAUCCGAAUGUAGUGGUUGAAUAGACGAAUAUACUUUAAGUGGGUGUUAACUGAUGGUUGCCCAUAAAUCUAGCCUCAUCAUAAUCUAAAGUAUUCAGUGGGUGCAUGGUUUAAAGACUGUCUCCUUAUUAUUAUGUCGAUAAACUAAAUUUUCCUUGUCUGUUUCUACUUGAAAUAUUUAAUUUUUCUUAUGAAAUAUGGGUCUUUUCUCAACCAUAAUCAUGUAAUAAACAAAAGAGCACUUAAACAGUUAUAAUAAUGUGUGCUGCAUCUCAGUAUUCAUGUGCAUGAAACACAAACAGGUGACACUCUAUGGCAAGUGGAAGUUACUUCUAAAUUAAAUUUUCUUAGAUUUCAGUGUAAAAUAUCAUUCGAAUUUACUGCAAGUAAAUUUGAAGCAAACUUGUUUUAAGUCUAUUUCAAAUGCAGGUAAAUUUCAUUCAACGUAAAUUCCAGUAAACUUUAUAAUUUUUCCACAUUGUUAUAUGCUACAGUUCUGAAAUAAAACCUUUAUUUAAAAGAUUUUGGAUUACGCAUAAAAAUCAUAAAAAGUCUUUAUAUAAAUGGAUUAAUAUGCUUACCCUUCAGAAAUAUCUGA
Messenger RNA from Mercenaria mercenaria, 5908 nucleotides. RefSeq names its product syntaxin-16-like. The transcript is spliced from 8 exons. Gene Ontology annotation, cellular component: membrane; SNARE complex; endomembrane system. Gene Ontology annotation, biological process: vesicle fusion; intracellular protein transport; vesicle-mediated transport. The coding region runs from base 79 to 1005 and encodes 308 amino acids. Lineage: Eukaryota; Metazoa; Mollusca; Bivalvia; Venerida; Veneridae. Gene Ontology annotation, molecular function: SNAP receptor activity; SNARE binding. The record is from RefSeq and is a predicted model, not a curated record.